Phialemonium atrogriseum is the source of this 1993-nucleotide messenger RNA. RefSeq lists its product as uncharacterized. The coding region runs from base 98 to 1957 and encodes 619 amino acids. The transcript has 2 exons. Gene Ontology annotation, molecular function: protein binding. Lineage: Eukaryota; Fungi; Ascomycota; Sordariomycetes; Cephalothecales; Cephalothecaceae. The record is from RefSeq and is a predicted model, not a curated record.
AGCUGGAUAUCUCGUCGGAUGCGUUAGACGCUACCGUUCAUAACUUUGUGGGUAACAGAACCAGCCGGCUGUCGACAGCAACGGAGCGCUCGUCACGAUGCCUCACCACCACCAUAUCCGUCACAACCACCAACACCACAGACGAGGUGCCUGGGACGACUUCACCGGCGCUGUCCAGAGCGUUUGGGACGAUGUCAAUCCCUUCCAGAACCAAGCCAAGGCUGGCCCCUCUACCGUCUUCCGCACCGUAUUUCGCACCAUGACGCCUGAUGAUUGGGAUGGUACAGCUGCUGCUUGGACAACAUUGGCUGUGAAGAAGACUACCAAGUCUGUCCCUACAACCACAUCCACGCAGCCGACAAACAAGAUAUCUUCAUCAACUUCGGUCAAGAAGACCUCGACCCCAGACUCCCUUCCUAAGUCGCUUGCCCCCACGACGACGGGAACUAUCCCUGCCACCCUUGCCCUUGCAACUGGAGAGCGAGGGGCCCCGCCGACUUCUGUUGGCGCGCGACCUACCGUAUCAGGUGCUCAAGCCUCGGAAACAUCUAGCGCAGCCAACACCGGAGCAAUUGGCGGAGCCGCGAAGGCCGGCAUUGCUAUUGGUGUCCUAGGCGGCGUCUUGCUGGUAUUCCUAGCCGUGUACUUCGCCUUCAGCAAGCGGAGGAAGCAGAUGGAGAAGCAGAGGAUGGAGGACGAUGAGAAGAUCAAUGGGCCCUUCUCUGACAGCAGAGCUGUGCCACCGCCGACGCCCGCCAAGGCCCCUCGCCUGAGCUUGCGUCCCGUCACACAAUUCCUACCAAAUCUCGGAGGGCCCGCGAAUCAACACGCCAACCGCGGCAAUGCCAUUGCGAUGGUCGAGAGUCCGACCCAGCAGACCAGCAGAGGCAUGGGAGGAGGUCCGUGGGACCGCCCAACCACCAGUCAGAGCACAAACAGCGCCAAUCCCUUCGGCAGCGGUGCACAGCGACUGUACUCUCCCAUCUCCGAGGAAGGUCAGUAUAGCAACCCGACCAGCCCUGCCGGUAGUGAGGUUGGGGGGCCUCAUAACGGAACCGCUUCUAGCACCGUCGCCGUCGCCGGGGCCGCCGCCGCUGCAGCGGCAGUUGCUGGUUUGACACGAAAGACGUCCAUGCGAAAGGACAAUGCGCCCAGGCCUCUCGAUCUCACCAUGCCCAUGCCUCCCCCGCAUCUCUCAGCUGUCCCUCCCAGUCCAGCGGGGACGGAAUACAGCAUGCACUCUGUCUCGCCCGGCCAACCUCCCGCUGCUUCCACCAGUGCCGCAGCGAUUGCUGCUGCCGGAGGCCCAGCCCACUCUACUGUUCACCGUGUUCAACUGGACUUUAACCCGACCAUGGAAGACGAGAUGGGUCUGGUUGCAGGCCAGCUUGUUCGCCUCUUGCACGAAUAUGAUGACGGAUGGGCCCUUUGCAUCCGUCUCGACAGGUCUCAACAGGGUGUUGUCCCCAGGACUUGCCUGUCAACUCGCCCUGUAAAGCCAAGACCACCCCAGGGAGCACCUCGUUUUGGCCCGCCAGUGAACCCCAACAGGGGACCGGGCUACCCUCCAGCAAACAGGGCUAUGACCGGACAGGGCGGUCCCCACGGCGGUCCCCACGGUGGUCCGCCAUACGCGCGAUCAGCGUCGCCAUCGGGGCCGAUGAUGGCACAAGGAGGCCGUCCCCAGUCUCCGGCUGAGCGUGCCAUGAGCCCACACGGUGGGCGCCCCUCUUCACCCGCCGGUGGCCGAGCAAUGAGCCCCGGCCCAAGGUCCAUGAGCCCCGGACCACGGUCACAAUCUCCCGGCCCUCGACAGCAACAAGGUCGACCCCAGAGCCCGAGCGGGGCGGGUCGACGUGUGAGUCCACCUGGGCCAAGCCCAAUGAACCAGGAAUACCGGCCAGGUCCACCAACUGGACCAGUCGGACGGAAGCCCGUACCAGGGCAAGCUUACUAGAUGUUUGUGCGAAGCCGAGCACAAAAGGAAUGUGGU